Molecule: messenger RNA, 1367 nt
Organism: Fundulus heteroclitus (mummichog)
Lineage: Eukaryota; Metazoa; Chordata; Actinopteri; Cyprinodontiformes; Fundulidae
Gene: tmem106a
Product: transmembrane protein 106A
Exons: 8
Coding region: 329-1060 (243 amino acids)
Source: RefSeq, a predicted model, not a curated record
AAGUCGUGAGUAAUAUUGCUCAAUCUCUCAUUUGCGCAACAGCUUUCAUAACCUGCCGUGAAACUUCUGCUUGAGUUAAACACAAGGAAGAAAAGUCGGUGACAAACCGAGCCCCGUGCGAUCCUCCUCCUCUGCAGCAGCUGUGGCCGAGAAGGAGGAAGUUAUCCCUCCCCGGGUUGUUUCUUGACGCAGCACAAAUGCAUGUAUAGCAAAAGAAGAACCCCUUUUUAAUGCGGUCUUUAAAAAAAAAGGACAUUUUACUUCCCCCUCUUCUGGAUGCCAGCUGGAGUUUUAAACAGCAGCCCAGAGGUUAAUGAAGUGAAGGGUCAUGGUGCUGCCGAGGAACAGCAACAGGACACGAAUGGAUCCAGAGAAAACAAAAGUGAUGGAGAAGGAGGAAACGCUCAGGAAGGUUCAUCGGUACGGCAGCAUUAACGGAAGCUCCACGAGCGACUCCUGCCCUACGUGUCAAGGCACCGGACGAAUUCCCCGCGGCCAGCAGGAUCAACUCCUCGCCGUAAUACCGUGCAACGACGUGCGGCUCCAACCCAGGCGCACGAAGCUGUACGUGUGCAUCUCCAUGGCAGUGUGUCUUUUACUUUGCUGCCUGAUCCUCUUUUUCUUCUUCCCUCGGAGCGUCACGCUCACGCCGGUGUCCGUGCUGUCCGUCAUGGUCUACUUCAGGCCGGACUCUGUGGACAUGGAGGUCACAAAUCUCAUCAACAUGACCAACGAGAACUUUGUUCCAGUUCAGAUCGUUGAGUUCACCAUGCAGGGUCUGCUUGCUCAAACGGUGGUGGGUCAUACCAAACUGUCCAACUUGACGGCCAUACAGUCUCGAUCGAGACAACCGUACAUCAUCCAAAUCGACCUGCCGAUCAAAGACCAAGGCUUAAACACUUACUGCAAGUCAUCUUCUUUCAAGAUCCACACGUUGUUCCUGCAGCUGCAAAUGACCAUGAAUAUUUCCUACCUGUCUCACACGGAGCAGAUCUCCCAGGAGGUUUUUGAGUACAUUGAUUGUGGCAAUAAUUCCACCACCCCCCAUCCUGUGAGAUGAUCGAACCCCAAAUUACAAAGACCCGCAAUGGCACUCUACUUCUAUCCUUUUAAUGUGUGAUUGAGUACUGUUAAAAUGAUAAAUUUUUCUAUUAUUUUCACAGUCCAAAGCCUUUUAAUCAGUCACUACCGUCUUAUGAGUUAGAUAUAACUGUUUUAUUACAGAUAACGUUGGUUGUUAAUGUGUUUUAAACUAUACAUUUUUCAGCUGUUUUUUUUUUCUUUUUUCAAAAUUAAUUUUAUUGUAUUACAGAGUUGACCUCUGUUAAUACUGAUUUCAUUUGCACUUAAUUAAACUGUGACAAUUA